Molecule: messenger RNA, 357 nt
Organism: Seminavis robusta
Lineage: Eukaryota; Bacillariophyta; Bacillariophyceae; Naviculales; Naviculaceae
Source: the annotation of a GenBank genome assembly
AUGAAAGACACUGUGUACAAGACUCGUAUCCCUUCUGUCACGAAACGUCGAACUUGUCUCCAGCAUUUCAUGCGCACGGGAGUUCAACUUUGGGGUCUCACCAUUGAAGAACAGCGCAAGGUGCUCUCCCAGGAGGACGGGACGUGCUACGCCGCCUCGGAGAAUGACUAUGAAUGGAACGACCCUGAGCAGCCAUUCAUUGAAAUUGACGACGACAAUGAUGAAGAAGAGGAGCAGGACGAAGACGAGGACGAGCACGAGAGCGAGAAAUUAAACGAGGACGAGGUUGAUCUACGAAAAUACAAGAGAUGGAGCCACUACCACUACAUUGCAUGUUUGUGUUUGUUUAGAGUUUGA